CCCCGUUGCUAGGAGACGGAGAUGCGUCUUUAGCCUUGGGAGCCCUGCCUUACUGCUCUCCCAGGCUCUCCCUUACCUGAGGACUGAGAUUUAAGGUUCCAUUAUCCGCCAGGGGCAUUUCCAGAAGGCUCCUUUCUGGGGACGUUUUCCUCCUACCCCCUCUAGUUCUGGCCAAGGCAGGCCGAGGAUCCUCGCCCAGAUCCAGUUUCUCACCCAAGCUAUGUCUAAGAAGGGGAAAAAGGCCAAGAUUCCCCUGUCGGAUGAGGAGCAGCUGCUUCUGUUUCAGCAGAAGUUGCUUGCAGAGGAGGAGAUGGCCAAGAAGAAAGAGAGGCUCCUGAACCAAUUCUUGAAGGACAAGCUGGCCAAGGAGGAGCACAACAGUGCUAUGAACCUUAAUAAAAUUAAUACUCAAUGGAGAACAGUCCUUCGGGAAGUCAAGACCAGGGAGCUUCAUAAGGACAUUGAGAUCCUCAGCCAAACCUUUGAACGAGUGGUGGACUGCAAGGACAGUGUCAUCAAGUCUUUAGCAAAGGACCUGUCAGAAGCAGAGGAGCAGUACGCCCACGCCCUGCGCAGCCACUUGCACAACAUUGACCAGCUCUUGGCCCUGCAGAGAUGCCGGCUCAGCCUCCUCGAGGAAAAUUACAACAUGGAGCUGGAGUCCCUAACCAAGGAGUUUGAGACAGAAAGGAAGACAAUUGUUGACCAGCAUGAAAAAGAGAUUCGCUACCUACAAGAUGUCUUCAUGGCCAUGGAGCAAAACUAUAUAGAUUCUGAGUAUGAAAGCAAGCUGGAGUUCCAGAGCAUGUGGGAUGAUCUCAAAAACAAGAAUUUAGAAGAGAAGCACUUUUUAAGACUGCAACUGGAGAAUGCGGUAGAAGAUCUAUGGAGGAGAUUCCAGGAUGCACUCAAGAAUUACACUGAUGCCACAGAGGAUCGAAAGAUCGCCUUCGAGACUCUAAAGGUGAAGGACGAGAGGAGCUCCAAAGAGAUUGAAGCACAGAUGAAAAAAAUACAGAGACUACAGGAUUCCAUAAUUAUUUUAAAAGGCAAGAUCAUGGUGCACAGCCGCGAGAGUGAAGAACAGAACCAGGACAUUCGUGAUGACAAGGAGUUGGUCCUUGUACAACUGCAAAAACUGAAGGCCCAAAGAACUCAGGCCCGGGGAGUAUCACAGGAGAACUUGGUCAGACUCACCCUGGAAAGUAAUGCCACCCUCAAGGCCCUGAGGAAGACUGUCGACAAGGGUGAAAAGAUCCUUAAACUUGCUGAAAUAUGUAGGAAGUUUGAAACAGAGGAAGAAAAAGUGCUACCUUUCUAUUCUUCAGUAUUGACUCCCGAGGAGCAGGAAGAGAUAGAGAAAACUGACCCAGAGGAGUUUAAUGAGGAGCUUGCAAAGGCAAUAGCAGACUACACAGGCAUGGAGAAUUUCUGGAAAAGAUACAACAAAGUGAAACUGGAGCAACUGAGUCUCCAACACAGACGCACCCAGUUGUUAAAAAUCAACGAGAAGCUGCGGGAGAUGCUCAGGCAGUACUUGGAUGGCAUCUCAGUGAGUGAUGAGGUGCUGAGCCAGCUCAACCCACUCUUCAUUGUCAACCACCGCAGCAACUUACCCAGGCCCUUGUCCACACCUACAGCCGAACCAGGUGACAAAAAACCUCCAACCACUUACAACAUCAUUGAAGCUGCCCAUGUGAUCUCCCACAUCCUGUGAUACAAGGAGAAAAUACCUUUUCAACUCCCAGAGAAUGUUUUGAGAGACCCAAGGACUUUGCUAUUAAAAAUCUCCAUGGAGUUUA
Messenger RNA from Phacochoerus africanus (Common warthog), 1802 nucleotides. It is a transcript of the gene CCDC65, whose product is annotated as coiled-coil domain containing 65. The coding region runs from base 221 to 1717 and encodes 498 amino acids. The transcript is spliced from 8 exons. Gene Ontology annotation, cellular component: axonemal dynein complex; axoneme. The record is from RefSeq and is a predicted model, not a curated record. Lineage: Eukaryota; Metazoa; Chordata; Mammalia; Artiodactyla; Suidae. Gene Ontology annotation, biological process: cilium-dependent cell motility; axonemal dynein complex assembly; regulation of cilium movement.